Messenger RNA from Balearica regulorum gibbericeps (East African grey crowned-crane), 3013 nucleotides. The record is from RefSeq and is a predicted model, not a curated record. NCBI's taxonomy places the organism in Eukaryota, Metazoa, Chordata, Aves, Gruiformes, Gruidae.
GUAAUGAAAGGCAGUAGUAGGAAUAAGGAUCAUUCGACAGAAGGAGAAGGAACUGGGAAGCGACCAAAAAGAAAGUGUCUUCAGUGGCAUCCCCUGCUUGCCAAGAAACUCCUUGACUUCUCUGAAGAGGAGGAGGAAGAAGAGGAAGAGGAAGAUAUUGAUAAGGUGCCGCUUCUUGGCGCUGAUGGUUUAGAGCAGGAUGCUGAUGAAACCGAAGAUGACGAGUCCUCAGAGCAACGAGCUCGCCGACCAAUGAAUGCAUUUCUCUUGUUCUGCAAACGCCAUCGCUCUCUUGUGCGAAAAGAACACCCUCGCCUUGAUAACCGUGGCGCAACCAAGAUCUUGGCAGAUUGGUGGGCUGUUCUAGAUCCAAAAGAAAAGCAGAAAUACACUGACAUGGCCAAGGAGUACAAAGAUGCGUUUAUGAAGGCGAAUCCAGGGUACAAGUGGUGCCCUACAACAAACAAACCUGUGAAAACCCAGACAUCUAGUGUUACUAACAGGAAAAAGCUAUGGGCCUUUGCAUCAGACUCCGCAAAAGAUUUACCGAGCCCGAGAAAAGCCACAAAAAGUGAAGAAAUGCCACAGCUUAACUUCGGGAUGGCAGAUCCUACACAAAUGGGAGGCCUCAGUAUGCUGCUUCUAGCAGGGGAACAUGCCCUGACUGCACAAGAGGUUUCCUCAAAUACUUGCCAGUCCGAUGCAGCUAAUUCUACAGAAGCCUGUCCGAAGUCAUCAUUGUUUCAGUUUGCAGAGAUCUCUUCAAGCACAUCACAGCCUGGAGUCCUGGGAGCUGUAAAACAAACUGAGGAGUCUGCAUUGUUUCAGUUUGCUGAGAUCUCAUCAAAUACUUCCCAGUUGUCAAGUCCUGAGCCACUAAAGCACUGUGGGAAGUCGGCACUCUUCCAGUUGGCAGAGAUGUGCCUUGCUUCAGAAGGAGUAAAAGUGAAAGAACCUGGGAAAACAAAAGUGGAAGCACUGGAAGAUUUGGGAAGGGAAGUUCCAGAAGAAAUGGAAGUAGAAGAACUGGAACAAACAACAAUAAAAGACUCCUGUAAAGGAAAAGUAGAACAAUUGGAGAUGGAGAAAAUGCAAAACCGGGAUGAGACAAAAGCUGAGGAAUCAGAAACUGCAAAAUGCAGAGAUUUUACUAGUCUUGCGAUGGAGAGCAGUCCUUUUGAGAGAAAUGAUAACACAAAGGAUCACAUGUGCUGUUCUCCUGAGCUUUCAAUGGCUGACAUGAAUAUCCUUGGGCUAAAGCCAGAAAAGAUAAAGAAGAAAAAGAAAAAAAAUAAGUUGGAUCGGCACACAAAUGAAAAAUCCACCCCUAAGAAACCUUGUAAAAAGAGGCAGUCCUCUGAGUCGGACAUUGAAAGUGUAAUGUAUACAAUUGAAGCCGUUGCAAAGGGGGACUGGGGUGCUGAGAGACUCACGGAAACUCACCGCAAAAAAAAUCGCCCUGUCUCAAAUGCGAAGGGAAGUGUGUUGGAUACAAAAUCACCAAAGAAAAAAGUGAAAUCGAAAGAGAAGAAAACGUCAAAGGAGAAACCCCCAGAGACCACCAAAGAAUCAAAGCCUCCCGAUUUCCUUAGUAUUGCAGCCAGCAAGGAAGUACCCUGUGAGGCUUCUGAUAACAUUAAAGUGGAACCACUGACCCCAACAGAGGAGGUGGUACCCCAAAACUUACCAGGACAGGUCAAAACUGAGGACAGUGACUGUGUUAAAAAGAUAGAAACCUGUGGCUCCAGGAAAUCGGAGAGAUCUUGCAAAGGUGCUCUUUAUAAAACUCUGGUGUCAGAGGGCAUGCUUACAUCUCUGCGCGCUAACGUGGACAGAGGAAAAAGAAGCUCAGGAAAAGGCAACUCCUCAGAUCAUGAAGGAUGCUGGAAUGAAGAAAACUGGGCUUUUUCCCAAAGUGGGACAAGUGGGAACAAGAAACUGAAAAAGUCUAAGCCAAAGGAGGAGUUUGUUUUUGGCUUAGCAAAGUUGGAAGAAGAAUUUGAAAAGAAAUUCAACAGCCUCCCUCAAUACAGUGCUAUUACCUUUGACAGGAGAAAUUCAUCUGUUCCGAGGAAAAAGCGAAAGGCUGGAAGCAGCUCAUGUGAACAGUCAAAAUCCAGCAAAGCCAUACUCUCAGAAGACAGAAAUUCCAGUGAGUCUGCCUGGAAGAAUAAAAUUUCUCUAUCUGCCCUAAACACUCCAGAGCCAGCAAUGAUGCAUGAGCCUUUAGUUGGCAGCCAGAAAAGGAAAGCAAGAAAAACUAAGAUCACACAUCUUGUCCGAACAGCAGAUGGUCGAGUGUCACCAGCAGGAGGGACACUGGAGGAGAAGCCAAAAGAGCUGCCACAAAGUACUCCUCAAAAAACAUCAAGCGCAGAAACAGAUUGCAAUAGCGAAUGCUCCAGAAAUGCAGAGACAGAAGAAAAUCAUAGUAUUACAUCAGAUAUGCCAGCGGUGUCUGCAUUUUUCAGCUUAGCUGCUCUGGCGGAAGUAGCAGCCAUGGAAAAUGUACACAGAAGUCAGAGGGCCACACCUCUCCCACGUGACGGACAGCCAAAUGAAAUGUCUCAGGCUCCAGUGCUUAUUUCCUGCGCUGACCAGUGAAGCUCCACUUUAUUGUAAAACAUUGUGCUUUACCUAAUAUCCUAGCCUUGUCUUUACCAAGGGAAGCUAGUCAGUCCAUAUGAUGGAAACUAUAGACUGCAAGCAAGUGCUUAUUGCUCUGAGUGGCCCAGAAUUCACUGGAAGCCAGAUGUUAGCAACUUGGGCCAGGUCCUCAAAUUGGAACCCAGUAUGUAGGAGGGUGAUAUUAAUUGUUUAUUAAUGAACAGAAGUGGAAUGAUCCCAGAGCUUGCUUUCUAUCGAAGGCUUUUAAACAGUAAAUAGGUGGUUGGUGUGAAAAAGACUGCCUUUACUGUUAGCUCACACAGCAUCUCUUUUACCAACCAGAGAGUACGGCAACUAGUUUCAUAUAAUACCUAGUUAUUCUAAAUGAAAACGAAAAAAAAAAAAA